AAAGCAGCGUCCCCACCCCGAAUUCGAUUUCUUCCUCCCCCUUUUCCACGCGCACCACCAUUCCCAAGCCCUCCUUUCCCCCUCCUCCACCCGCUCUCCCACAUCCCCACCACCUCCGGCGAGCUCUGCACCGGCGGCAGCGGAGGAGCGUGGGGGCUGAUCCUAGGAGGCCAAGGAGCAGCGGAGCGGAGACGAGGCGAUGGGGCAGCAGCAGCUGAUCUACUCGUUCGUGGCGCGGGGCACGGUGGUGCUGGCCGAGUACACCGAGUUCACCGGCAACUUCACCACCAUCGCGGCCCAGUGCCUGCAGAAGCUCCCCGCCAGCAACAACAAGUUCACCUACAACUGCGACGGCCACACCUUCAACUACCUCGUCGAGGACGGAUUCACGUACUGCGUGGUUGCUGUCGAAUCAGUUGGCCGACAAAUCCCCAUAGCUUUCCUGGACAGAGUUAAGGAAGAUUUCACGAAAAAAUAUGGUGGUGGAAAAGCAGCUACUGCAGCAGCAAACAGCUUGAACAGGGAGUUUGGAUCAAAACUUAAAGAGCAGAUGCAGUACUGUGUGGACCACCCUGAGGAGGUCAGCAAGCUUGCCAAGGUGAAAGCCCAAGUCUCAGAAGUCAAAGGAGUUAUGAUGGAAAAUAUUGAGAAGGUUCUGGACCGGGGGGAGAAGAUUGAACUGCUCGUUGACAAGACUGAAAAUCUGCGUUCUCAGGCACAAGAUUUCAGGCAGCAGGGCACCAAGGUGCGGCGAAAGAUGUGGCUGCAGAACAUGAAGAUCAAGCUGAUCGUCCUGGGUAUCAUCAUCGCGCUCAUCCUCAUCAUCAUCCUGUCGGUGUGCCACGGCUUCAAGUGUGGCAGCAAUUGAGAAGGACGACGAGAUGAGGAGUUUUGCUCUGUUGUAGUGGUUGAGUCCCGCGCUAAUUAUUCUUGGUGGUCACAGAGCGUUCCUGAUGUCUGUGUUCUGUGGUUGUUUGAUUGCUGUUGGUUGGUUGGGGGAAGUGACCUGGGUCAUGACGGGGUUGAGUGUCGUGUAAUUUUGAAUGCUACUAUUGUGCAUAUAUAGCUUGUAUGCUACCCUGGUCCGUUACGCUAUAUCAGUAGAGGUUACUACGUUUGCUCUCCA
Molecule: messenger RNA, 1126 nt
Organism: Panicum hallii
Lineage: Eukaryota; Viridiplantae; Streptophyta; Magnoliopsida; Poales; Poaceae
Product: vesicle-associated membrane protein 721-like
Exons: 5
Coding region: 200-868 (222 amino acids)
Biological process (GO): vesicle-mediated transport
Cellular component (GO): membrane
Source: RefSeq, a predicted model, not a curated record